GCGCAGGCAGAGCGGAGCCGUCGGGCCGGCAGCUCCCGGGGCAGGUAACCCGACGCCGCUGUCCUGCAUUAUUGAGCUACGGGCUCGGGUUACUGGAGCCUGGAGCUGCCCGGGGCAGCGGGGCUGGAUGCGGGCAGGGCUGGGCACCCCGGGAAGAGGGGCUCCCCUCCAGCCCGAGCCCCCGGCCCUGCCUGCCUUGCAGAGCAUGACACUGAACACGCAGCACAGCAGCAAGAGCCCGGUGCGGCGCCGGGCCAGCACCCCGGUGCCCCUGUGCCACCGAUCCCGGAGCCCCCCGGAGCGGCCGGAGCCCCCCAGCACCCAGCCCGGGCAUGCCCGGUGGCCCCAGCCCGGGGACAAGGGCUUGGCGUGGCGCAGCAACUGGUCCUCGGACUCAGCCGGCUCCUGGGAGUCGCUGUACCGCGUGGUGCUGCUGGGGGACCCCGGCGUGGGCAAGACCAGCCUGGUCAACCUCUUCGCUGGUGUCCCGGAGAGAGAUGUACCCGAGCCGCUGGGAGAGGACACGUACGAGCGCACCCUGUCCGUGGAUGAUGAGGAGACCACGCUGCUGGUGAUGGACACCUGGGAGCCAGCACCACGGGCCCAGGAUGAGGAGAACCGGUCCCACAACUGCUGCCUGCAGGUGGGGAAUGCCUACAUCAUCGUCUACUCCGUCACGGACCGGGGCAGCUUCGAGAGUGCCUCCGAGCUGCGGAUCCAGCUGCGCCGCACCCGGCAGUCUGAGAACAUCCCCAUCAUCCUGGUGGGCAACAAAACGGACCUGGUGCGGCGCCGAGAAGUCUCCGUGGAAGAGGGCCGGGCCUGCGCCGUGGUCUUCGACUGCAAGUUCAUCGAGACGUCGGCCGCGCUGCAGCACAACGUGGCUGAGCUCUUUGAGGGUGUCGUGCGCCAGCUCCGUCUACGCCGCGACGGCUCGGAGGCCGGAGACCAGUGCCGUGCCACUCCCGCACGCCAGGAGAGCCUCACCAAGAGGGCCCGGCGCUUCCUCGGCCGCCUGGUCGCCAGGAAGGUGGCAUUGAAAGCCCGCUCCAAGUCCUGCCAUGACCUGGCCGUGCUCUGAGACCCGCAGCCAGGUGGCCGAGCACGCUCCUGCAGCCGUGUGCAUGGGGCCUGGCAGACUCUCACUGUGUGCCCUGCCCUGGUCUGGCUGCAGCCACAACAGGGGAUGGAGCCACCUCCCCUCGGCGGCAGCCUUGGAAGCUGUAAGGCCCUGCCAGAGGAGCCCCUGUCCCGCUCCCCUGGGCAGAGCAGCCCCAAGUUGCUCACCUGCAGCCCUACAGGACGAGGCGUGGAGCCCAGGCGUGUACCUCUGCAAGGAGGAGGCCCCCCAGGAGAGGGCAGGGACCACCAGGAGGAUGUGAAAGCACUGGGGUUAAAUGUGGCACUCUGUGGCAGAAACUGGGGGCAGCACGAUGGCCCUGAGUGUUGCAGCUGGCACGAAGCAUGGUGCUGGUGGGCACUCAAAGGAGGCCUUGAUCUAGGCUGCGAUGGCACCUUGUGGGACAGGGCAUCUCCAGGGACAUAUUCACUUCAGUGCUGGCAUGGGGGAAGAGGAGGAUGCUUUGAGGACUGUUGUGGGGUGGGGCCUGGCCCGUGGGGGGACAACAUUCCUCAGAGCCGGUGCCCUGGUCCUGCCAGCGGGGACUCGGACUUUUGUACCAGCCUCGCUCUUUUGUGCACUGUUUCUACAACUGGGUUUUCCCGCUGUCUUUUGUAUGAGCGCGACGAUGCCCCUGAGCCCCGCAGAAUAAACUGAACCCAGAGCGA
This is a messenger RNA of Alligator mississippiensis (American alligator), 1788 nucleotides long. RefSeq names its product RRAD and GEM like GTPase 1 (gene REM1). The record is from RefSeq and is a predicted model, not a curated record. Gene Ontology annotation, molecular function: GTPase activity; calcium channel regulator activity; GTP binding. Gene Ontology annotation, biological process: negative regulation of high voltage-gated calcium channel activity. Lineage: Eukaryota; Metazoa; Chordata; Crocodylia; Alligatoridae. Gene Ontology annotation, cellular component: plasma membrane. The transcript has 4 exons. The coding region runs from base 128 to 1081 and encodes 317 amino acids.